Anopheles arabiensis is the source of this 664-nucleotide messenger RNA. It is a transcript of the gene Argp, whose product is annotated as low molecular weight phosphotyrosine protein phosphatase 1. Lineage: Eukaryota; Metazoa; Arthropoda; Insecta; Diptera; Culicidae. Gene Ontology annotation, molecular function: protein tyrosine phosphatase activity. Gene Ontology annotation, biological process: protein dephosphorylation. The transcript has 3 exons. The record is from RefSeq and is a predicted model, not a curated record. The coding region runs from base 16 to 576 and encodes 186 amino acids.
GAGCGAAACAUCCCCAUGCCGUUAAAAAUAAUUCCCCGCUCAGCUGUGCCGUCGUUCAACAGUUCAGUUCGCAAACACUCGCCGUCAAACGCGCUCACGUCCGAUCCGAUGAAAGUCCUCUUCGUUUGCAUCGGCAACUCGUGCCGUUCGCCGAUGGCCGAAAGUGUGCUGAAAAGUAUGGCGUCCGAGCACGGGCUCACCGACUGGUACGUGGACAGUGCGGCACUGCGCGAGUGGAACGUGGGCCGCGGGCCGGAAGAGCGGGCGCUGGCCGUGCUGGCCGAGCACGGGCUCACCUCCGACCAUGUCGGCCGGCUGAUCGGGGUGGACGAUUUCCGUCAGUUCGAUUACGUCUUCGGCAUGGACGAGUCGAACGUGGCCGACCUGCUGCACCGGGCACCGGUUGACGGGCGGGCGAAAAUAGAGCUGCUCGGGAACUACCGGGGCAAAGAGCUGGACCGCAUUAUCAUCGAUCCGUACUUUGAACACGGCAUACAUGGAUUUCGGCGGUGCUUCGAUCAGAUCAUGAUUUGCUGCGCCAAUUUCAUCAAAACCCACGGACGUACGGGGCAGUGAUUGGAGGACAGGUUUGUGGAAUAAAUGCAGGGUGUAAAUAAAGCUCAGCGUAUUAAAUAUCCAAAAGCACUUUAGUAGAAAACCCACA